AUGCUUCGGUUAAUCGAUUACAAAGUGCUCAUCUAUAAAUCGGCUUUCGUUUUUUCUCUGUUACCUGAGGUCAUUCGCCUUUGGUGGUCGGAGGGGUUGAGGCGCUGGCCGUGGCCGUUCUCGGCAGUCGCCGGCAAGGCAGUCGUUCUGUCAGCGCUCCGACAGGGCCGCCCGGAGCGGUGCGUGACGCCAUCCAUCGCCCCGACGGAUCUGCCUGGCGACGCGGGCGAUGCAGUGUGCGGCGGCAAGAGGCGGUUGGUUGGCCGGAGUGAGCCGGCCGUCGUCAUCUUUUGGCGAACAGCCAACACAUGGGGGCAUCACACGGCCGUGUCCCGCCUAGGACAACCUCAGGCAGAGGUUCACAAACGAUACUAA
This is a messenger RNA of Angiostrongylus costaricensis, 375 nucleotides long. Lineage: Eukaryota; Metazoa; Nematoda; Chromadorea; Rhabditida; Metastrongylidae. The record is from the annotation of a GenBank genome assembly.